Molecule: messenger RNA, 2630 nt
Organism: Trichophyton rubrum CBS 118892
Lineage: Eukaryota; Fungi; Ascomycota; Eurotiomycetes; Onygenales; Arthrodermataceae
Exons: 1
Coding region: 1614-2537 (307 amino acids)
Molecular function (GO): S-adenosylmethionine-dependent methyltransferase activity
Source: RefSeq, a predicted model, not a curated record
AGGGGGGUAUUUUUAGCGGAAUUUUGAGAAUCCGGCUUCCAACCCGUGAGGUUGAAGAGACCGUUUUCUUUCCCUUAUUAUUUACCGUAGCAAAUGCAAUAUAUCUAUCUGAACCAAGAGGGCUGCUUGUUAGAAGUUAAGGUGUUCUCCUCGUGAGUGCUGGAGACGGCGUACCGUUAGCUAUAAUAAUUAACCAGCAUAACUAUUUGGUCAUACCAAGCGAGAGUAGCCCUUGGAAGGUGCAGCGAGAAUAUUCACCAUAAACACAAUAUUAUACCAAUCUAAGGAAGACACAACUCGCAAAAUAUUGCAUAGUUGAUCAUUAGAGAAUCUACUCUAACAUUCCGUAUGUUGCACGUAGGUAGUAAUGUAUGCAAUCUAUGUUGAAAGGACCUCACAGUGAAAUGAAUUAACGGUUAGGUUAACAGCACACUAUCCUCUAUCUUCACAUAUUGGCUACUGCCGGUAGGACAGUGCAGCAGUCAGCUCAAAGAAAUUAGUUUCAUGUAGAGACUUUAGAUAUGAGUUCUGUAGAUGUCCAGCUUCGAGAUGCGAGUCAAAAGAAGGUGACAUAUUGUGAGCUUUUCGGGAUCAUUCUGGGUAUCAACCAGGAGGGUUCCGGAUCAGAGACCUGAGAGGCUGGUUAUCAUAUUAGCACGCUGGUAAAAAUAGGGAACCAGAAUUAUCAAGGUAACUAGUUACCGUAGCUAGCUACCUAAGUUUUAUAUAACCAAAGCAUUAUCGUAGUGCCGCCAAUAUCUGAAAUCUUGACAUCCGGUUAUUGCUUGUCUUUUGGGGGAGUUGGUUGAAAAGCUGAAAUCUCAAACCCCCUAGCCUAUAACCAAACACAGCUACUAAAUAGUUACUAGUUAACUAGCCAAUUACAACUAGUUAAAGUUAACUAGUUAAUAGUGGUAUUGAAUAAUUUAGUUCAUUGGUUGGUUUAGUUAUCAGAUGGCCCAGCAAGUUACACCUCAAGCCAACGGACAUCCACGGGUGGGAUGGUCAAAUUCAAGCUAUCAAACUGGCAAAAUGGACAAGGAGAACCAACCAGAGCAGCAGCAGCAGCAGCAAAGGAGAGCAGACGAAGAAGAAGUGGAAGAAGAAUGGAGUGGUGCCUUUGAUCCGUUCGCUGACCCAGAGGAGCGGAGGGUACUGUUUGCCUCUCUGGACUCCUUCAGGUAGGCAUUCUACUUGAAAUCGACAGCCUGUGUAUAAUUGCUAAUGCUACAGAUAGACAAUACCGCCGCUCUGCGCAUCGAAACGUCACUCAUAGACGGCGACAGUCGUUCUACGCUCUGCCCUCGCUGCACUGGAAAACCCUUGCCGCGCCACCCUUCAACCUGCUUGAGACGUUCAACAAGGUGGACGAUGCAAUUGAUGCCAAUGCAGAGGUAGCCGAGGCCAUCCUCGACUCGGCCGUGGAGGCAUUUCAGCUUCCCCGGCAUCCCCAGGCCGAGGAUAACGCAAAGGAAGGUCAUGGAAGAGAUGUAUCAUGGCAUGACACUGCUACUUCGUCAGACGUGAGCAAGGCCAACUCUACGAUCCGCCAGCUAUACCGGGACUGGAGUGAAGGUGGUGCGGUAGAAAGAGAGAUAUGCUACGGUCCUGUCAUGCGAGACCUGCAAGGUGAGUUUGGAGAGAAGCCUGCGCAGGGCACCAGGGUGUUGAUUCCGGGGGCUGGACUGGGUAGGCUGGUCUUUGAUGUUGCGAUGGCCGGCUUCGAUGCAGAAGGGAAUGAAAUCUCGUACCAUCAGCUGGUGACAAGUAGCUGGGUACUGAACCGGACUAAAUGCAAGGAAGAGUGUGCUAUAUACCCCUUUGUACUGCAUUUUUCGAACCUGCGGACUCGCGAGCAACAGUUCAAGAAGGUCCUUGUACCGGAUGUUCAUCCUGGAUCCGCAGUCAGAGGAUACGAGGUUGACGUUGCAGACAACGAAGGCAGCCGGAAGGAGACGAAGAAGAUGACGGGCUCGAUGAGCAUGACAGCUGCGGAUUUUCUGUUACUGUACAAUGAGGAGUCGAACAGAGAGGCCUUCCAUGCCGUGGCUACGGUGUUCUUCAUUGACACUGCGCCAAAUCUGAUACGGUACAUCCAGACGGUGCACCACUGUCUACGGACAGGAGGCAUCUGGAGCAAUGUUGGCCCUCUACUGUGGCAUUUUGAGGACAGACCAGCUCCGGCUGCUACUACUACUGCUGCUGCUGGUGAUAGUGGUAAGGUGACAGAGGAUGCAGCCGCUUCUGCCCAUGCCCCGGGUGACGAUGAUCUCGAGAGGGAGUAUAGCCAUGGUCACAGCCACAACCAUGGCCAUAGCCAUAGCCACCACGGCCGAGGGCACAGCCAGGGAGAGGGAAUAGCGGACCCUGGAGUCGUAGAACUUUCGCAGGAUGAAGUGCUGGCGCUGAUAGAGAAGAUGGGCUUUGCCGUAGAGAAGUUCGAGGAGGACAUAGGGGGCUGCGGCUACAUCCAGGACCCCGACAGCAUGCUCUUCAACACCUACAAACCGGUGCAUUGGGUUGUUAGAAAGAAAUGAAUCAACAAUUUCGAUGCCUUCUUCUCCUUCCCACUAUAUCGAUAUAAAAUAUAUCUAGAUCGACCGUCUUUAUAGGCAUCGUGUGUUAUAUGG